Molecule: messenger RNA, 2659 nt
Organism: Oenanthe melanoleuca
Lineage: Eukaryota; Metazoa; Chordata; Aves; Passeriformes; Muscicapidae
Gene: LTA4H
Product: leukotriene A4 hydrolase
Exons: 19
Coding region: 82-2052 (656 amino acids)
Biological process (GO): peptide catabolic process; proteolysis; leukotriene biosynthetic process
Cellular component (GO): cytosol; nucleus
Molecular function (GO): leukotriene-A4 hydrolase activity; epoxide hydrolase activity; metallopeptidase activity
Source: RefSeq, a predicted model, not a curated record
GGUUGCUCCCUGCCUGGUAAAGGCUAAUUCGGGCCAACCACGUUUCUCGGCUCACUCGCUCCGCCUCUCUCGCAAUGCACCAUGGGUUCUGUAGUUCUCUCGCCGUUUCCCAGCCCUCCCCGCGCAGAGGGCGGCACUACACCUCCCAGGGCCCCCGCUGCCGUCUCCGCGGCGGGCUCAGUGCUGCCCGCGGUGGCACGGACGGGCAGGGCGGGCGCGCGAGCGAUGGCGGACCCGAGCUCGUUCGCGUCUCCCGCGUGCUGCCUCACGCGGCACCUCCACCUGCGCUGCCGCGCGGACUUCGGCGCGCGGACGCUGCGGGGCACGGCCGCGCUCACCGCGCGCGCGGAGCGCGAGGCGCUGCGCUGCCUGGUCCUGGAUACAAGAGACGUGCAGGUGUUUAAAGUGACUGUAAAUGGACAGGAUGCACAGUUUGCUUUUGGAGAAAAGCACAGUUUCAAGGGGACCCCCCUGGAAAUCACAUUUCCAAAUGAACUAAGAAGGGGACAAGAAGCAAUUGUUGAAAUUUCUUUUGAAAGCUCUCCACAGUCUUCAGCUCUCCAGUGGUUUACUCCAGAGCAAACUUCUGGAAAGAAACACCCGUUUCUCUUCAGCCAGUGCCAGGCUAUCCACUGUAGAGCCAUUUUUCCAUGCCAAGACACACCUGCUGUGAAACUAACCUACUAUGCAGAGAUAUCCGUCCCAAAGGAGCUGGUGGCCCUGAUGAGCGCUAAUCGCGACGGAGAGGCGCCCGACCCAGAGGACAGCACUCACAAGAUUUACCGCUUCAGCCAGAACGUUCCCGUACCUUGCUACUUGUUUGCUUUAGUGGUUGGAGCUUUGGAAAGUAGAAAGAUUGGCCCAAGGACACUGGUGUGGGCUGAAAAGGAACUAGUGGAUAAAUCAGCCUAUGAAUUUUCUGAGGCUGAAGCUAUGCUGAAAACAGCAGAAGAUUUGGCAGGACCUUACGUGUGGGGACAGUAUGAUUUAUUAGUCUUACCACCUUCUUUUCCUUAUGGUGGUAUGGAGAAUCCUUGUCUUACUUUUGUAACUCCAACAUUACUGGCAGGUGAUCGAUCUCUAUCAAACGUUAUUGCGCAUGAAAUCUCUCAUAGCUGGACAGGAAACUUGGUAACCAACAAAACAUGGGAGCAUUUUUGGCUGAAUGAGGGUCAUACUGUGUACCUGGAGCGCAGGAUUGGUGGUCGGUUGUUUGGUGAGCAGUUCAGGAACUUUCAGGCCCUAGGAGGUUGGAGAGAACUGCAGAAUACCAUAAAUACUCUUGGAGAUAAAAAUCCUGUAACUAACCUCAUCCUUAAUCUGGAUGAAGUAGAUCCUGAUGUUGCCUACUCAUCCGUGCCAUAUGAGAAAGGCUUUGCUUUGCUUUUUUACCUAGAGCAGCUCCUUGGAGGACCAGAUGUCUUCAUGGGCUUCUUGAAGGCUUAUGUUCAGAAUUUCGCUUAUAAGAGCAUCGUAACAGAGGACUGGAAGAAAUUCUUGUACUCCUACUUCAAGGAUAAGGUAGAUAUUCUUGAUAAAGUUGACUGGAACUCAUGGUUUCAUGCUCCAGGAAUGCCACCAGUGAAGCCUAAGUAUGAUAUGACCCUAUCAAAUGCUUGCGUUGCCUUGAGCCAAAGAUGGGUCCAAGCUAAAGAAAGUGAUUUGGGCUCAUUCAGCUCAGCAGACCUGAAGGAAAUGUCAUCUCAUCAGUUAAUUGAGUUCCUGGCACUGUUGCUUCUGGAGGCACCUCUUCCAUUGUCACAUGUCCAACGCAUGCAGGAAGUAUAUGACUUCAAUGCUAUAAACAACUCUGAAAUAAGAUUCAGAUGGCUGCGCCUCUGUAUCAGGUCCAAGUGGGAAGCAGCUAUUCCUCUGGCUCUAAAAAUGGCAACAGAUCAGGGCAGGAUGAAGUUUACUCGACCGUUGUUCAGGGACCUUUACAGUUUUGACAAGAGUCGAGAUCUGGCUGUCAAGACAUUUCUGGAACAUAGAGCUUCUAUGCACCCUGUCACUUCAAUGCUUGUGGGCAAAGACUUGAAGCAGGACCAGUGACAAAUGUACUGAUUUCUUUGAGAUUUUUGUGUUGCUGAAAGAAGAGACUGAUUGUCCAAACUGUUGAUAUGUGUGCUUGAUUAUACCAUGAAAUGCUCUGCUGCUUUGGUACUUAUAUAACUUAAAAUUAAUUUUCCAAAUCAAGUUCAGUACUGUUGCGGUAGAUAGCACUGCCAGCAGACUCCAACUACUCACAGACUCUGACUGCAGACUUUCCUAGCACACUCUGACUCCAGCAGGCUCCAACAGCAGCCCCUCACAGGAGGGCCAGCAAAAAAACUCUCUACCUUCUCGGUCUCUCCUCCUUGACCAGCUAACCUACUGCUUUAUAAAACACCUAUCCUUAUGGACACAGCUGUGCCCCAUUGAGGGCAAGGCUGUUCCUCCUCUUUGGUAAUUAGCACACUGUAACUCAUCAGGGGCGAGGUUGCUUACAAUCCAUUCUCCUACACUACUUUCUAUUCUGCAUUUCCAAUUAAAGCAGCAAAAUUGCUACCUUUCUGGAAUUGAGAGAAUGUUUUAAUUACAAGCAAUUUUUAGAAUACACAAAAACUGUUCUGAGAUGUGGUCAUUUGUCAGUGACAGAAUUAAAGAACUUGGAAAAUUA